Molecule: messenger RNA, 8001 nt
Organism: Pocillopora meandrina
Lineage: Eukaryota; Metazoa; Cnidaria; Anthozoa; Scleractinia; Pocilloporidae
Source: the annotation of a GenBank genome assembly
AUGGGUUUUAUGUGGUUCCAUUCAGAAGACAGAACGGUAAAAUUGUUCAUCCCUCAAAACAGUAGAGCCAUAGACGACUUAGAAACUGCUGAGAAAUACUUUCGAGUCGAUUUUCGAGAGGAAAUCAUCCUUUUAGCGGUAUCACCUGGUCAUCCCAAUGUUCUUUCUCCUAAAUGUGUGAGGCAGGCCUUUCAAGCUCAUAAUGCAGUUAUGGGAAUUGAAUCUUAUUCCCACUACUGCGUCACACUCUCUGGGAACAAAUCUAGAUCCCUAAACGAUUGUAUGAUGAUCAACCCACUGGAAUUUCUACAGUUCAAUGAAAGCAAAGUGAGCAGCGAUAAUAUUGAAGUGGUUCAACAGGAAUUGAACAAGGCUUACAAUGACACAAGCUCACUUAUGCGGAAUGGGCGCCCAUUCUGGUUAAACUUCGACCGCAUGUUUGGGGAUGUGAAUCGAACACAAGGAAGCAUAACAGGCGCCAAAGCAUUGCAAAUGAUUUAUCUCCUCCGUAAUCCCAAGGAUGAUGAUGCAAAUGAAAAGGUUCUCCAAUGGGAAAAGACUUUUGUAGAUAAACUGGCCUCAUUGGUAGACAAACUGUCAUGCUUCAAAGUCCAUUAUUCAAGUGAAAGGAGCAUGGAUGAUGCCAUAAGUGAAAGCACUGGGUCUGAUGUCAGUCUAGUGUCAGUCACUUAUAGCCUUAUGAUUUCUUUUGCUUGCAUCAUGCUAGGAAAGUUCUUGAACCCGCUGACUGGCCAUUCUCUACUUGCCACCGCAGGAGUGUUUGCAGUGGCCCUUGGUAUUUUAGCCGGACUUGGCCUUGGUAUGUGGUUCCGAGUUCCCUUCCCCAGUAUGGUGGGAAUAGUGCCUUUCCUGGUCCUUAGUAUCGGCAUAGAUGACAUGUUUAUCAUGGUAGACGACCUUGAUCGACAACCAUGUGGGCUGUCGACAAUUGAGAAAAUCAAAGCAGUUAUGAAGCAUUCAGGAGCAACUGUAACCAUGACAACUAUGACUGACUUAGUAGCAUUUGCAGUUAGUACAUCUUCCUCAUUUCCAGCAAUCAGGUAAGGCACUUCUUCAAUUGUUGCCAAUACCUUUGAAGAACCUAAAUUUUCCUCAUAAGCAUCAGAGAGCGUAAGCACAUACCAUUUAACUUUGCCAACAAAUGGUCUUUCAGGCAGAAACAGCAACCCAGUCCUUGUUUUAAAGAGGGAAGGGUUGAGUUUUCCUUUUCGGUGCAUUUUAGUUAAGAGUUGAUAAACUAAACUCAUACAUGUAGUUAUCACAACAGCCAAUCAGAACAGAUGAAAGAAUCAUAGGGAGCAAAACAGAAUCCAAAGUGAAUUCAAAAGUGAGUGACUAAAUCACAAGUACACUCAGUUUUGCUUGUGAUUGGAAUAGAGGCUGGUUUAAGAUUUCACAUCAAUAGGACAGUUCAGCAAUCAUCUGAUUACUCUACAUGCAAGGAAGAAGCAUCUCAAAACUUUGUGAAAGAGUCACAAUAGACUUAUUGGAUUGAGCACAAAUUAAUUUUAAAAAUUAUAUUAAGCUUUUUCACAGAAUUAUUUUAACUUUGCACUCUUAUAAAUUGCAACACCAAACACUACAAACAAAAUCAAUAACAACGUUUGAAGUGGAUUUGCAUCAGCUCAAGUUCUCCUCAUGUAAAUAUUGACCUCUAUUAUAAUAUAUUUUAAAUUCAAAUUUGAUUUCCAUUGUUUUUAUUACAGUGCUAGAUGCAUUUGCAGAGUGUGGUAUAUCUGAAGGUUGAACUGAUCAAUCAGUGAUUAGUUCAACCUUCAUGUCUUGCCAAAUUGUACAUACUCACUAGUUUAUCUAGUUCAAGUCCACUGGCAUAGUUUGGAUGAUACUCUGUCCAGGAGGAGACAUGUCUUGCCAUUGUGCAUCCUCACUAGUUUAUCUAGUUAGAGUCCUCUGGCAUGGCUUAGAUGAUACCUCAAUUGUGGGAUCAUUCAAGGUAGCUUAAUGCUUCUAUAUAUAUGUAUACACACAUAAGUUAAAGAAAUAAAGAGGAUGCAUCGAUUCUCUGUGACUUUGAGUUUCGCACCUAAGUGCUUAUCAGACAAAACCAGGUCUGUCUGACGAGCACUUAGGCGCGAAACUCAGAGUCACAGAGAAUCAAUGCAUCCUCUUUAAUUCUUUAACAUAUGUUUACUUGGCUCAGCUACCACAGCACUGAGCACUUUAUGCCAAGGUAGACUCUACCCCCACAUUCAUUUAUAUUCAUAAUAUUUAGUUCAAAAUGACUAAAAUGAAACAUGCAUGAUUCCCUGUAACUCUGAGUUUCAUGCUUACGCACUCGUCAGACAGAUUAAAUCUGUCUGAAGAGUGUGUAAUCCCAAACUCAGAGUUACAGGGAAUCAUGCAUGUUUCAUUUUAGUCAUUUUGAACUGUAUUUCGCUCUACACUCAUGUGUAUUAAGCACUUUCCAAUAGCAUUUGCUACAAUUUCCCACAAUUAUUUAUAAUAUAUAUAUAUAUAUAUAUAUAUAUAUAGGAAGUCUGCAAGUCGAUUUUCGCGUGGAACAGUGCUCAAUACGUUGAAGCAGAGCAGAAUAAAUAUUAUGAGAGGAAAAAACGACGCAACUACAUUUCCCGACAAGCCUGUUUCGUGAAUCGCUUCUUUAAACCCCUGAAGAGUGAAGCAAUUCACGAAACAGGCUUGUCGGGAAAUGUAGUUGCGUCGUUUUUUCCUCUCAUAAUAUUUAUAUAUAUAUAUAUAUGUAUAUAUGUAUAUAUAUAUAUAAAUAUAUAUACAUAUAUACACACACAUACACACAUCUAGUGAGGAUGUACAAAGGCGAGACAUGAAGGUUGAACUAAUCAUUGAUUGGUCUAUUCAACCUUCAGAUAUACUAUGCUCUGCGAAUGCAUCGGGCACUUAACCGCAAGGAUAGACUAUAACAAAGAUUUACAUACAUAUAUAGAUAUAUAUAUAUACCUUUCUUCAGGUGCUUACAAGGAUAAUUUUUAAAUGCUCAAAAGCUCCUUUUCUUCAUUUCCUUUAUUUUUGUGAGCUUAAUGUGUAUUUCAAGGGUGAUAAUAAAGGGAAAUAUUAGAUGCUAGUCACUUACAUAUAGGGGUAGAGAGUUAAACAAAUAUUAAUAGUAUUGAAAGAAAGAAGAGGAUCCUAACUGACCAGAAAAACUUAGUUUACAGUUACAAACAAUAUAAUCUGUUCCUCUAAAUACCCAUGAACACAGAUUUAGUUCUAGGUAGAUGCUCAGUUACUAACUGCCUGGAAAAAUUGUUCCCUACCCAAUAGGAUUUAAGAUGAUUUGACUAGCUACUGACAUCUCAAUACUUAUUUAUGUAGCAAGGUGAAAUGAUGUGAACAGUUAAAGUUUUUUUCAGAUUUUCUUCUCCAUCUAAAUUUAUACAACUAUAACUUCUUUCAUAGGUAUUUCUGUACUUAUGCUGCUUUGACAGUGACAUUUUCCUUCCUGAUGGUUGUCACAUUCUUUGUUGCUAUUAUGACAUAUGACAUGAGACGAAUUAAAUCCGGACGCAGAGAUUGUAUCCCACUUCUCCUGGCGCCUCCACCAAAAGAGGGUAUGCCAGCCUGGGAUGAACCUCUUCCACAGACUUCAAAUCGAAUUAUGAAAUAUUGGGCCACAUUGUUGAUGCUUCCAGUCACAAAAGUUGUGGUCAUACUAUUGUCACUGACAUUGCUUGCUGCUGGAAUAUAUGGGGUCACCCAGGUGGAGGAGUCUUUUGAUGAGCGCAUGCUGGCUAAAGAUGAUUCUUACUUGAAGAAAUUCUUGACAGUUCAAAACAAAUACUUUGGAAGUGGAAUGGAAGUGAAUCUUAUAGAGACUGGUAAAGUUGAUUACAAGCUAGAAUCAACCCAGGAAAGCAUCAAACAGCUGACAAACAUCUUGAUUGAAAAUGAAUAUUACCAGAACCAAUCAAUAUCCUGGAUGGGCACAUUUUCUCAGUAUGCCAAGAUGUCUAAGAAAAACAUUACUGGCUCAGGAUUUCUACACGAACUGAAACAAUUCCUCCGAAUUCCCACCUUUUCUUAUUACAGGCAGGACCUGAGGUUUUCAGAGGAUGGAGAGAAAAUAGAAGCUUCUCGUGUCAUUGGUUUUAUGAAGAAUUCCAGCAGCUCCACUUUCCAUAAGAAUGCAAUGCUCACACUCCGUGAAGACAUUGAAAAGAAAACAAACUUGGAAGCCUUUCCAAUAGGUCGAUAUUUCAUAUUUUUUGAAAUGUACGCUAUUGUGAUAAAGGAGACCAUACGAAACCUGAUUAUAUCAGCCUUAGCAGUGUUUAUUAUCACAAGCCCCUUCUUAGUAGACUGUGCGGUGACGCUCCUGGUGAUGUUAAACUUCGCAGCCCUGGUUUGCGAGUUGUUCGGUUUGAUGGUAAUCUGGGAUGUGGCUCUAAAUGCUGUGUCCAUGAUUAACCUUAUUAUGGCUAUUGGCUUUGCAGUUGACUACAAUGCACACAUUGCUCAUGCCUACAUAACAUCAAACAAGGCAACUGCCAAUGAGCGAGUAGUGGAUGCACUUACUACACUGGGUGCAAGUGUUUUUAUGGGAGGUAGGUCAGGAGCUCAAUUACUAAUUGCAAAUCUUGUAUUUUGAAAAAUAUGAAGCCUUCCCCACCACCACAAAAAUUUCUUCUGUCAGCAUUUGAUUCCAAAGAGUUCAUUGACAUGUCCUUCACAAGACACACAGCUUUGAUAUUUCUGCAGUGGAAUCAUGUGUACUUGAGGCAUCUGUUGGUUGAGUAUUGGUUGAUACCAUGGGUUCACAUGUUGACUGGGUGUUGGUUGAUACAUUGGCUGAUGCACAACCCACAUACUGAUGGAGUAGCAGCCGACAUGUUGACUGAAAUCGGUGGCCUCUCAACCAACACACGUCAAAUGUUACUUGGCUGACAUGCUGCUGAUACUUUACCCACACACUCAGCCCACACUACUUUCACUUGAUCUGCUUUUUUUGGUGAAUUCUACCUACUAUAUUCCAAUGUUAGCCUAUUUUCUCUCGCCAAAGUCUUUGUUCGUGUAAUAUAUGGCUUAGGGAAAGGAGCUAGGAUAGCUACCAUUCCAGCAAAACAAUGGUUAACAAUAUACACAUACCACCCACAGUCACAUCCACAUAUACCACCCAAAGUCCACCCAUAUGCUACCGACCCUUGACCAGUAUGCUGCUAACUGUUGAUGGCGAUGUCCUGGUUGAGGUGUCAGACUAGUGGUAACUGACAUAUCAACCAAGUAGAGACUGAUAGUGGUGACCUACAAUCUCACUGGUGUCUAACAUGGCAACCCACAGUUGGCUGACUAUUGGUCAAUGUGUCUGUGGAGUUUUGACUAACUCACAUUCGACAUGUCAGCCAGUACUAUUGGUUGAUACUUGGCCAACAGAUGCCUUAAGUACACAUGAUCCCUGUAGUGUAGCUGAACGAACAUUCCAUAAAUAUAGCCAUCAAUGUUGGCUCUUUUUUUCAAAUUAGAUUUCUAAAGAAUAGGAUUUAAACUUAAAGUAUUUUUUCAGAUACUGUCUGUGCAUGAUUUGAAUGACUUCUAAAUUUACCAGUACUAGAUAUGUUAUGAACUCCUCUAAAGUUUUCUUUUUUGUCUGAUGAAGGAUUCAGUACCUUCCUUGGCAUGGUUGUCCUUGUUUUCACUGAUUCAGAGCUUUUCCGCAUAUUCUUUCGAAUGUUUUUUGGCAUUGUUGUGCUUGGCCUUUUUCAUGGCUUGUGUAUCCUGCCUGUUUACCUGUCCUUCCUCUACUGGAGACCUGCUGUUAUCACAACUCUCUCAGUGGGGGACAUUUCUGGUAAACAUGGAGAAGGAAAAGAAUCAGAAAAUCCCACCAAUGAAAAUGACAGAUUACAAUUAACAUCACGUCAACAAAUGGACUCAACCAGACAUGUCAACGAUGCAUUAUUUCAAUCACAUCAGCACCCAAACUCUCAGGAUGAUAAACCAGCCAGCCAACAGAAAGAAAACGUUGCUGUUGAGAUAGGAAUUCAAAAUAUGGGGAUUGAAGAAGACUCAAGAAACACACAAAGCAACAACAUUGUUUCCAGCAUCUCAGCAGAAGACCCUGAGAAGGAGACUAAGAGCACAGAUGGACCAGCCAACUAACAGACAGUGAAGAAUGGUCUCAAUAUACCAAUUCAAAACCUGGGAUAUGAUGUAGAUGAGCAUGAGGCUGAGAUGAACAUAACAGAGACAGAAGGUAAAAUAAAACAUCCCUAUGACUAACUCAAACACAUUUUGAAUGAAGAUGGGUGUUCUUGGACUGAAAAAGAGCCCCAAAUUACAUCACUUUAAAUUUGCUACUACUAGCUAAAUCUUACUAGAAAACAUUGCAAUUUAAAUUUGAAGAAGGUUUGAAAGCUGGAGUGUUAGGAGUGUAGAGUGUUAAGCUGGCAAUUGACAAGAUGCAGCUGUAUCAAUGUGCUUAAAUUGAAAAUCAGUGUAUAUAUUUUGACAGUUUGCCGAAAUUACUUAGUUAGCGUGAAACUUUGGGUAUGAUACUUUUGGAACUAGUAAUUCCAUUGGACAAUCACAGUUUAGUGACCAUUCGUUAGUUGGUAAUUGUGAAGGACAACACCCUGAAAAGAAAGUUUGCUGACAGUUGUAAGCACACCUGUUGGCCACAGUUGAUCUGUUGGUUAUCUGUCUGUAAAUUGUCAGUAACAACAUUACUGUCAGCUGACUGUUGGGUGACAGGUGUGCUUAAACUGUUGACUGUAAGUCAACUGACUGACUGGCUAACAGUCCACUGACAGUUGGUUGACCCACUUUGUACAAACUGUCAGCCAACUGUUGACAGACUAUUGGCCGCCUGUCAACUGACUGUCAGCCAAAAGUUUGAAGCACAGUUGUCAGAUGACAGUCAGUAAUCUGUUAUUGAUCUGUCAGUAAGUUGUUGGUAACAAUAUUAUUGUAUUACCACAUUUAUAAUCUAAACUUCAGAGAAGGCUACAUUGGAUUGAAAGUUUAGGCCACAUUUAGUGCCAGUUCUUACAAGGGUUGUGGAAAUACUGGUGUUGCAAUCUGCCAUAUUGCAAAGGUUAUAAAGACCCCAUGAGUUCACUUAAUGCAGUUUGCACAUGCACAAACUGAUAAAUGUAUUAUAGAGCAGGCAAAUAGAGAGGGAGGACGAGGACAUGGUUGAUCAGUACAGUCAAAGUUUUGUUUUAGAUGUUAAUUUGUGGGUAUAUCGCCAAUUUGUAACCUUUCUGAGGGGGGCAUUGGAGCCUAUUAGAAGCUGCAAAACUGUAGAAAACAAUCAUCCAGAACCCAAAAACCCCCCAAAAAUUUGAUCAAAACUGAAAACCACACGCAAAACUGUCAAUACCGAUACAUUUUCACAUCCCAGUCAUCAAAAGCCUAAUCGAUCCAAUACGGUGGUGACAAGGGGAGCAUACCUACACUAAUUUCAAAAAAUGGAACUAGCUGUCCUUCAAUCAAUCAGAACUUGCACCAGCCUUGCUACUUUUGAGAAACAAGUUGAUAGAAACAAUUAAAAUUUUUAGCAAAGCUUUUGGCAGUAGUUGUUGUCUUGAAUGCAAUGUAAAUAUUUACAGCUUUUAGUGCUAUAUAUUAUCAAAUUAAUUACUAUCAUUAUUAAUUAUAACAUUCAAGCAGGCAGAUUUCACAGUUUGAUUACUUCUGUCUUAAGAUCUAGUGGGAGGCAGAUGCAUAGAUGAUGUCAUCAUUAACAAUUUUUUGGUCCUUCAUUGUACAAAAGAAAUAAAUUCUGAAUUGCUGUGGGUGCACAAAGUUAGAGAUCACAGAGGAUAUGAAAAUGUGGUAAGAACGUCAAUGACAUGGUCAGCUCCCCAUCAUGUGCCACUUAUUUGUUCUAAUCAUAUUUUGACAUCACUGUGAUCUAUUACAUACUGAACAGAUGCACAGAAACAUUAAAGACAAUUUUACAUGAGUUAAGGCAACUUGGGUAGAAUCAGGCGACUUCAGGCAACUUUGAGCAACUUCAGGUAACUUAACACACCCACACAGAAC